CCCCCUUCACCACAUCUAGCACCUCCACUAAUUAUAGGACCUCCUUUACCACAUAUAGCACCUCCACUAAUUAUAGGACCUCCUUCACCACACAUAGCACCUCCAUUAUAUCUUAUAACAACUCCACUAACACCAACACCUCCUUCACUAUUUAUAGUACCUCCUUCCUCAAAUAUAGCACCUCCUUCACAAAUAGCAGCACCUCCUUCAGUAAUACCAGUACCUCCUACACCAAUAUUAGCAACUCCUUCACUAACAACAGCACCUCCUUCCUCAAAUAUAGCACCUCCUUCACUAACACCAGUAACUCAUUCACCAACAGCAGCACCUCCUUCCUGUCAUAUAGCAUCUCCUUCA
Pelobates cultripes (western spadefoot toad) is the source of this 357-nucleotide messenger RNA. The record is from the annotation of a GenBank genome assembly. Lineage: Eukaryota; Metazoa; Chordata; Amphibia; Anura; Pelobatidae.